This is a messenger RNA of Nanorana parkeri, 4130 nucleotides long. It is a transcript of the gene USP7, whose product is annotated as ubiquitin specific peptidase 7. The transcript has 32 exons. Gene Ontology annotation, biological process: protein deubiquitination; regulation of protein stability. The record is from RefSeq and is a predicted model, not a curated record. Gene Ontology annotation, cellular component: nucleus; cytosol. The coding region runs from base 20 to 3385 and encodes 1121 amino acids. NCBI's taxonomy places the organism in Eukaryota, Metazoa, Chordata, Amphibia, Anura, Dicroglossidae. Gene Ontology annotation, molecular function: cysteine-type deubiquitinase activity; cysteine-type endopeptidase activity; protein binding.
GGAGGCCGAGCCCAGAGAUAUGAACCAUCAUCAACAGCAACAGAAGCCCGGGGAGCAGCAGCUCAGUGAACCCGAGGACAUGGAGAUGGAAGCUGGAGAUGCUGAUGACCCACCAAGAAUCACUCCUAAUCCAGUAAUAAAUGGAAAUGUUGCUAUGGCAGAUGGCCACAAUAAUACAGAAGAGGAUAUGGAAGACGAUACCAGUUGGCGAUCAGAAGCAACAUUUCAGUUCACCGUGGAACGCUUUAGUCGCCUUAGUGAAUCUGUGCUGAGUCCUCCCUGUUUUGUGAGAAAUCUCCCAUGGAAAAUAAUGGUGAUGCCACGGUUCUACCCUGAUAGACCACAUCAGAAAAGUGUGGGAUUUUUUCUUCAGUGCAAUGCAGAAUCUGACUCCACGUCAUGGUCUUGUCAUGCCCAGGCAGUGCUAAAGAUAAUCAAUUACAAGGAUGAUGAAAAGUCAUUUAGUAGACGCAUUAGUCACUUGUUCUUUCAUAAGGAAAAUGACUGGGGCUUUUCCAAUUUCAUGGCGUGGAGUGAAGUUACUGAUCCAGAUAAAGGGUUUAUAGAAGAUGAUAAAGUCACUUUUGAAGUCUAUGUGCAGGCUGAUGCUCCUCAUGGUGUAGCCUGGGAUUCAAAGAAGCACACAGGGUAUGUUGGACUAAAGAACCAGGGAGCAACCUGUUACAUGAACAGUUUACUGCAGACAUUGUUUUUCACAAACCAACUCCGAAAGGCUGUGUAUAUGAUGCCCACAGAAGGGGAUGACUCAUCAAAGAGUGUUCCUCUAGCACUGCAGCGAGUAUUCUAUGAGUUACAGCACAGCGACAAACCCGUGGGAACUAAGAAGUUAACAAAAUCAUUUGGGUGGGAGACAUUAGACAGCUUCAUGCAACAUGAUGUCCAGGAAUUGUGCAGGGUGUUAUUGGAUAAUGUUGAAAACAAAAUGAAAGGCACAUGUGUUGAAGGAACAAUUCCAAAAUUAUUCAGAGGCAAAAUGGUGUCCUACAUACAGUGUAAGCAUGUAGAUUACCGAUCUGAACGGAUAGAGGACUACUAUGAUAUACAGCUGAGUAUAAAAGGAAAGAAAAAUAUCUUUGAAUCUUUUAUCGACUAUGUAGCAGUCGAACAGCUUGACGGCGAUAAUAAGUAUGAUGCUGGAGAACAUGGUUUGCAGGAAGCAGAGAAAGGUGUUAAAUUCCUAACGUUACCACCUGUAUUACACCUUCAACUAAUGCGAUUUAUGUAUGAUCCUCAAACAGAUCAAAAUAUCAAGAUCAAUGACAGGUUUGAAUUCCCAGAACAAUUACCACUGGAUGAAUUUCUCCAAAAGCCUGAUGUCAAGGACCCUGCAAACUACAUACUGCAUGCUGUGUUGGUCCACAGUGGGGACAACCAUGGAGGUCAUUAUGUUGUUUAUCUGAAUCCCAAAGGAGAAGGCAAAAUAACUACUGGAGGCAUUAACACUGACGUAUGUGAUCAGGAAACGGGCAAUGGACAGUGGUGUAAAUUUGAUGACGAUGUAGUUUCAAGAUGUACAAAGGAAGAGGCUGUCGAGCAUAAUUAUGGAGGACACGAUGACGACUUGUCUGUGCGACACUGUACAAAUGCAUACAUGCUGGUUUACAUCAGGGAAUCCAAGCUUAAUGAGGUCUUACAACCUGUCACAGAUCAUGAUAUACCCCAGCAACUUGUUGAGAGGCUACAAGAAGAGAAGCGAAUUGAAGCUCAGAAGAGAAAAGAACGCCAGGAAGCUCAUCUCUACAUGCAAGUACAGAUCGUUACAGAGGACCAGUUCUGUGGACAUCAAGGAAAUGACAUGUAUGAUGAGGAAAAAGUAAAAUACACUGUGUUCAAAGUAUUAAAAAACUCUACCCUGGCCGAAUUUGUUCAGAACCUUUCACAAACUAUGGGAUUUCCACAAGACCAGAUUCGGCUAUGGCCAAUGCAAGCACGGAGUAAUGGAACAAAAAGACCUGCAAUGCUGGACUAUGAAGCGGAUUGCAGCAAAACUAUGAUUGAGCUCAGUGACAACGAGAAUCCUUGGACAAUAUUUUUGGAAACUGUAGAUCCAGAAAUGGCUGCUAGUGGGGCAACGCUUCCCAAGUUUGACAAAGAUCGUAAGUAUGACGUAAUGCUGUUUUUAAAAAUGUAUGAUCCAAAAAGUCGAAGUUUAAAUUACUGUGGACAUAUCUACACACCAAUCUCAUGUAAAAUACGUGACCUACUACCAGUUAUGUGCGAGCGAGCUGGAUUUCCGCAAGGAACUAACCUUAUCCUCUAUGAGGAAGUAAAACCGAAUUUAACUGAACGCAUUCAAGAUUAUGAUGUGUCCCUUGAUAAAGCACUUGAUGAGCUUAUGGAUGGUGACAUUAUAGUGUUCCAAAAAGAUGACCCUGAGAACGAGAGCAGUGAGUUGGCAACUGCCAAGGAGUACUUUAGAGACCUUUAUCACCGUGUUGAUGUAAUUUUCUGUGACAAGACAAUUCCUAACGAUCCAGGAUUUGUGGUUACGUUGUCUAACAGAAUGAAUUACUCUCAUGUUGCAAAAACUGUUGCACAAAGACUUAACACCGAUCCAAUGCUACUACAGUUUUUUAAAUCUCAAGGUUACAGGGAUGGUCCUGGAAACCCUCUUAGGCAUAAUUAUGAAGGAACCUUAAGGGACCUUCUGCAGUUCUUCAAGCCUAGGCAGCCCAAGAAACUAUAUUACCAGCAGCUUAAAAUGAAGAUUACAGACUUUGAAAACAGAAGAAGUUUCAAGUGUAUAUGGCUGAAUAGCCAAUUCAGAGAAGAGGAAAUAACACUAUAUCCAGACAAGCAUGGUUGCGUAAGAGAUCUUCUAGAAGAAUGUAAAAGAGCUGUUGAACUCUCUGAGAAAGGAUCAGGUAAACUGAGGCUGCUAGAAAUUGUAAGCUACAAGAUCAUUGGUGUGCAUCAAGAGGAGGAGCUAUUAGAAUGUUUAUCACCUGCAACAAGUCGAACAUUUCGAAUAGAGGAAAUUCCUCUGGACCAGGUAGAUAUCGACAAAGAAAAUGAAAUGCUUAUUACUGUGGCUCAUUUUCACAAGGAAGUUUUUGGCACAUUUGGAAUUCCAUUUUUGCUAAGAAUACAACAGGGGGAACCUUUCCGAGAGGUCAUGAAGAGGAUUCAAGCUAUGCUGGACAUCCAGGAAAAAGAGUUUGAAAAGUUCAAGUUUGCUAUUGUAAUGAUGGGACGGCAUCAGUACAUAAACGAAGAGGAUUAUGAAGUGAACUUGAAAGACUUUGAGCCCCAGCCUGGUAACAUGUCACAUCCUCGACCUUGGUUAGGUCUCGACCACUUCAAUAAAGCCCCAAAGAGAAGCCGCUACACAUACCUUGAAAAAGCAAUUAAGAUCCAUAACUGACGCGCUGUAACAGAGUUUAUCCAAGACAAGGGACAAAAUAAGUGUGUGUGUGUGUGCACAUUUCUAACAAUGCUAGAACUUUGGUACACGUGCACUAUAUCAGAAGCCUACAGCAAGAGAAUUUGCUGCUGAUGUUAAUUUUAUUUUGUUGAGGCUGUUCUGUUUGGCUUCUCUGUAUCUAUUGACUGCCCUUUUUGAGUAAAAUGAAGGUGUUUUUUAUAAAGCUUGAAUGCCAAUGAGAUAUUUUAUGGUAAUUGUAAAGCCAGAGUAAAGUAGGAUGUGGGAAUAAAUUGGUAGAUCAAAGAAAUUGGCACAAUUUGUUCAUAGAAGAUAUUGUAUGAGGCAUAAGAUUGCUGGCUGCCCGCCAACCCUGUUGUUCCUAUUCCACCAUCCUUGCAGCUAGUAACUCUUAUGUUUACACUCACAACAAAUUUCCUCCCUUUAAAAUGAUAUCCUUGUGCAUUUGUAAAUGCAGAAACCCUCACUUUAAUAAAUAGCAAUCUCUAAUUCAUUGUGUACAUUGUUGGCACUUUUUUGGGGAAUAGUCAAUUACCACCACACAAUAUCUUCAAUUUUGGCUUUCUAUUUUAUCAAACAAGCAGAUUUGCAGAUCUGUUAGUAGAGGUACAUAAAUACGCAAGAUGUACAGCACUGCUUGUUUGACGUUUAGAAAGACACAUGAAAGCUGGCAAAAUCUAUGUAUACCCGCGUGUGUGUAUAUAUAGUUGUUGAUGCAGAUUAAAAA